AUGGCUAUUCUGAGAUAUCAAACGGUUGGGACAUUACUUGGGGGUAAUUGGGCGGUUUUGUUCUUGGUGACUGUUGCUCUUACCAUUUGCAUCCGCUUGAUCCCUCGCCGGGCCGACGUUCCUAUUUAUAGUAAGCAUUCAGGCUGGCGAGGUCAGUGGAAGGACUCGUUAGAAUAUCUUCAUGACAGUGCUGGAACUUUAAGAGCUGGCUACGAAAAGUUCUCUCGCCAUGGCCAGUUCUUUCAACUUCGGACGCCCGUUCGCUGGAUUGUAGUUGUGCCGCCCAAGCUGGUGGAUGAAAUCCGCACCGCACCGUCAACGCAUUUGAGUGCUAAAGAGUCGGCAAACGAUGUGCUUCAAACUAGAUAUACAGUGUCUCCAAUUGUCGAGGCACAGAAAUUUCAUUUCCACAUUGUCAAGACACAUCUCACACCUAACCUGGAGAACAAGAUCGAUGACCUUCGCGAUGAAAUCAAAUUGUCGUUUGGAGAGGAGAUAGGAAGCCCAGCCGAUUGGAAGGCGGUUGUGAUGUCUAGAGCAGCUCAUCGGAUCGCAAGUCGAACUGCCAAUAGACUUCUCGUCGGCGCACCAUUGUGUCGGGACCAGGAGUACCUUGAUAUGUCUAUCAAGUAUACAAUAGAUGUGUUUGGAGGCGCUGACAAGCUUCGCGCCUGGCCUAAGUUUCUUCGUUCAACGGUCACACGGUUUGUGACCGACGUCAAGGAACGGCAAAGGGUAGGUCGGAAGCAUCUCAUCCCUUACAUUAAAGCUCGUUUGCAGGAAGAAAGCGAUGGAUUGAUCGAGAAGCCCCCCAUUGAUUCCCUUCAAUGGGUCAUGGAUGCGGCACCCAAUGCCGGCGAGAGAGACCCGGAGCGGCUGAUGUUUCGUCUACUACACUUAAAUGUGGCGGCAGUGCAUACAACCAGUGUCACUUAUUUGAAUGCCAUGUUUGAUUUGGCCUUCCACACCGAAAUUCAUGAAGAGCUGCAAACCGAGAUUGAUAGCGCAGUCCGAGAGCACGGAUGGUCUGGGCGAGCAUUAAGUCAAAUGUGGAAGCUCGACAGCUUUUUGGCUGAAAGCCAGAGACUUUCACCUCUUGCCAGCUCCCAAAUGACUCGCGCAGUGAUCCAAGACUUCACCUUCUCUGACGGCACCACAGUCCCCAAAGGCUCCUAUGUUCUAGCACCGAUGUAUGCGAUGUAUUUGGAUGACAAUAUCUAUCCCAAUGCGUCUACAUUCGAUGCAUUCCGAUUUUCCAAGCUUCGAGACCAGCCCGGCCACGAAAAUCGACAUCAGUUUGUGUCUACAUCUCCGACACAUAUCAACUUUGGCCACGGCAAGGAUGCAUGCCCUGGGCGCUUCUUCGCAGCACACGAGAUAAAGCUACUGUUGGCUCAUGUUUUGCAGAACUAUGACAUACAACUUGAGGAUCCAACUAAACUACCGGAGGGAUCUUGGUAUGAUCGUUCUCGAAAGCCUAACCAAACUGCGCGCGUUCUUUUCCGCAGCCGUUAA
This is a messenger RNA of Penicillium hordei, 1515 nucleotides long. RefSeq names its product cytochrome P450. NCBI's taxonomy places the organism in Eukaryota, Fungi, Ascomycota, Eurotiomycetes, Eurotiales, Aspergillaceae. The transcript has 5 exons. Bases 1 to 1515 code for a protein of 504 amino acids. Gene Ontology annotation, molecular function: monooxygenase activity; iron ion binding; heme binding. The record is from RefSeq and is a predicted model, not a curated record.